AUGAGCGGAUCCACACAACCGGGUACUAACCAAAGCUCGGACAAUAAAGACGAUGAGAAGCCAGAUGAAACUGAGCCAGAUGUCCAGUUCAAACCUGUAACUGAAUUAAAAGAACAAGUGGCUACAAGUACCGGUGAAGAAGAUGAGACUGUACUGUAUACGAAACGUUCUAAGCUUUUACACUUUGACGUUGAGAAAAAAGCAUAUGAGACCAAGGGUGUUGGUGAGGUCAAACUGUUACAACACAAGGAGACUGAAAAAGCACGUCUCCUAUUACGUGCAGAGGGAUCUGAACGUGUUAUCCUAAACACUGCAAUUGCGAAAACCUUAGAGUACACCAAUGUUGGUAAAGGUGUUCGCAUUCCAGUUGUUGAAGGUGGCAAGAUUGAAACGUAUGUGCUGAGGGUAAAGACCGAUGACGAUGCGAAUGCACUAGUGAACGCCAUUGCAGAGGCAAAGAACAAGUUGUAA
This is a messenger RNA of Williopsis jadinii, 471 nucleotides long. Its product is annotated as PH domain-like protein. Gene Ontology annotation, cellular component: cytoplasm; nuclear pore. The coding region runs from base 1 to 471 and encodes 156 amino acids. Gene Ontology annotation, molecular function: GTPase activator activity. The record is from RefSeq and is a predicted model, not a curated record. Gene Ontology annotation, biological process: intracellular transport. NCBI's taxonomy places the organism in Eukaryota, Fungi, Ascomycota, Saccharomycetes, Phaffomycetales, Wickerhamomycetaceae. The transcript has a single exon.